AUGUCACGUCGUGACCGAAAACUGGUAUGUCGUGACCUCACCAAGGUUCGUGCCUGUCAUACGGAGUACCCUUCUGGUCAAAAAGCAGAAACAUCGACCACCACCCUCACCGCGGCUUGUGUGGCAGGACCCGGUCGGACCCAGCGCCUUCCACCCUGGCAGGUGGCUAGCCGUGUGCGUGCCACGCCCAUGGGGAGCGAACGUGUUUGCCGCUGCUUCGUUUGCGAUUCCCUGGAGGUGGCGCCCCCUGGCCCCGAGCCGCAGCACUUCCGGCGUCGCUGGACGCGGCCGUGUCCUGGCUGCGCACGCUUUGCCCAUCGCAGUUGCUUGGAGAGAAGGCUCUUGGCGCUUGAUGUAGGUGUUGACACCACAGUUUGCAUCACCGGGUUGACAACAGUCCAUGGCUCGAUGAUCAUAUACUUCCUAGCACUGGCUGGCGUUGCCAGCCUGGCGUCCGAGUCACAGGUCUGUGUUGUACCUCAUCCCAGCAACGAAAACUGGACCUUGGACGGAGCCGAACUUCAGUACAAACUGCAGCGCUUCUUUGCCCAAAAGGGACCGCCCCCCUUGGAGGAAGUCUUCAUCUCCACUCAGAACUUCACUGUGGAGGUACAGGAGACCAUCAUGAAAGAGUGUCCAGGUCUGCUCAUCAGUGCGUUUUUGGUGUUGGCUGAGACACAGCUUCCCAUCUCACCCGAGAAUUCGGGGGAUGCAGUGGCAAAGGCGGACAGCUUGGCUCAGAGCUUGGAUGAAGCGAGCUAUGCAGAGCAGAUGCAGAUUUGGCCCAUUCAGGCUGCGUUUGAAAGCUACACCCGUGCGAUGCAAGAAGUGCAGGAUGCACAGAGGCAAACGGAACAUCUCGAGGUCCAGUUGGUGAUUUGCCACUGCCGUGAAUCCUUGGAUUGGCUGGCAGGACCGCGUUUCUACAUGCCAAAGACUGGAGCUGCACUGGACGUCUUCAUCUAUGAGAAAUGCAACUUCGACACCGACCUAUCAAAGAUGUCUGGGCACUUUCGAUCGGUCUCCAGAGUUCUGGUGGAUGACAAGGGGAUGCGGCGUGACGAAUGCUCCGGCUACCUCCAGCAUUUGAUCGACCACUACGAGGAGCCAGCAGACUACACUCUCUUCUUCCAAGCGGAUGCUGCUGAUCAUUUGCAUUGGGGCUAUCUAUCUUUGGUGAUGAAAUCUCUGGAGCUCCACACUUUGACGUCUCCCUUCGUCCACCUGAACUACCCGCGGCUCAUCACGUCGCUGUCGCCCUGUCGCGCUGAAGUCUUUCGACAGAUCUUCGAUCGACCUCCAUCGAGGACCUUGGGCUCCUACUGCUGUGCUCAAUUUGCGGUUUCCAGGGCUCGCAUCAAAGGCAACCCUUUGGAGAGGUACCAACGUAUGCAGCAGAUGCUCUUCAGCGAGUCACCGGAAGUGUGUCAUGACAUUCCCGGGCAUCCCACUUUAUGUCUGAUGUUUGAGGUGUAUUGGCACGUUCUCUUCGGUGAGAAGGAUGAGCUUCCAACACGCGCGGAGAAUGCGGCACUGCAACUCUUUCUGCGAAUCAGAGAUUUGGAGAAUGAGUCGUGUCUUGCCAGACCGCCUCCUGAAAUGAAAGAACUUCUGGUGGAAGGGCCGCAGGGCCAUGGCUACUUGAAUGACUCUCGAGUUUUACAACCGUCUGUGCACGUGCUUCACAGUUGGUAUGUAGUUCAUAGAUGUUAA
Molecule: messenger RNA, 1713 nt
Organism: Cladocopium goreaui
Lineage: Eukaryota; Dinophyceae; Suessiales; Symbiodiniaceae
Source: the annotation of a GenBank genome assembly